AUGGCUCCCAAACGGAGAUACAACCCAUACCCGCCAGCCCCCAAGCGAGCAAAAAUAUCCAAGCAAACCCACCGCCACCCCACCACCAACACCAACAAACAAGCUCGCCUACUCAACACCCCACACUCACGAUUCAUAACACCAAUCCUCCUGAACAAAUUGCACCCACGAUUUGUAAAACGGCUGGCUAGGGGCGAGACCGAUCUGUGGUUCGUCGACAUGCUGCAAGAAGCUGUCGAGAACGGCGUUGUCUCACGUGAGGAUAGCUCGUAUGCCUUGGCUAGUCCUUACCUUGUCGAACAUCAUCCGAAGACGUAUUUCUAUACCUGCGCGGAAUAUAUGGAGAGCGUGGGGAGUGCGUGUGAGAAGCCGCCAUGGCAGCAACACGGGGCGCAGGGAAGUGUCAAUGGCGGUAUUGUUGUGGCAGAUGAGGGCGGGGAGAAGGAUGGGGGGUUUGGGGCGUUUUGUAGCAGGUCCGCUGCCGCUGCCGCUGCCGCUGCCGCUGCCGCUGUUGCUGCUGCUGCUGCCAAUUACGACUAUGAUUUGGAUCAGAACGACGAUGGUGAUGAUGACGGGGAGGACGGUACCACUGGACGGAGUAGGUGAUGCUAAUUGGCUCCUUUCGAACAAUACGAUAGCAAAGACCUUACUCUAUCGUCGAAGACGAAGUAAGAAGAAGACUAUGCUUUACACCAAGUGGCGGGAAAAAUGUUGAUCUUUCAAGUCAUCAGAUACACAAGACAUAUAU
Messenger RNA from Dothidotthia symphoricarpi CBS 119687, 748 nucleotides. RefSeq lists its product as uncharacterized. The transcript is spliced from 2 exons. Bases 1 to 606 code for a protein of 201 amino acids. NCBI's taxonomy places the organism in Eukaryota, Fungi, Ascomycota, Dothideomycetes, Pleosporales, Dothidotthiaceae. The record is from RefSeq and is a predicted model, not a curated record.